AUGACAGUUUCAUUAGUGCAAGACAAAGCCAAUGAAAUAAAGGAUCUGGGAUCUAAAUUAAUUAUCAAACAUGAAAUUCAGAUAAGAGAAUUGGCACAGCUUAUUGGAAAAAUGGUUGCAGCUUCUCCAGCUGUUCAACAUGCACCUUUACGAUACAGAAAUCUUGAAAUUUUCAAAGAUAAUAUGUUACGACACAACAGAGGAGAUUUUGACAAAAAGAUUCUUUUGACUGUUGAAUCUAUUAAAGACAUUUCAUGGUGGUGUGACAAUAUUUGCACAAGUUCAAAGGCCAUUCUGAUUCCUACUGUAGACAUUAUUUUAGAAACAGAUAGUUCUCAAAAAGGAUGGGGAGGUUGUGAAAUAAAGUCUGGUAAGAAGACUGGUGGAAAUUGGUCCUAUGAAGAGAAGCUUAAUCACAUUAACUAUCUAGAACUGAAAGCUGUUUUCCUCAGUAUUAAAACAUUUUGUAGCACUUUAGAAAACACACACAUACAAGUUAGAUUGGACAACAUGGUGGCUAUGCAUUAUAUAAACAACAUGGGGGGCAGAAUUCCUGAACUCAACUUGUUAGCGAGGGACAUCUGGUUUUGGUGUAUAGCAAGGAACAUAUGGAUAAGUGCCUCUCAUAUUCCUGGCAUUGACAAUGUAGAAGCAGAUAGACUGUCACGUACUAUUAAUGAUGAUUUAGAGUGGAAACUUAAUGAGACUGUUUUUCACAAGAUUUGUCAAAUAUUUAAUUUAAAAGAUGGAAUGGACUUGUUUGCAUCCAGAUUAAAUCAUCAACUUGAAAGAUAUGUGUCUUUUCUCCCAGACCCUGAAGCCAUUUGUGUUGAUGCAUUUUCUUUUCCUUGGAAAAAUGACAGUUUUUAUAUUUUUCCUCCUUUCAGUAUGCUGGGAAAAGUAUUACAGAAAAUUCAACAGGACAAAACAAAUGCAGUAGUAAUAGCACCACUGUGGCCCACACAAGCCUGGUUUCCAGCACUCCUGAAAAUGGUUUAUCAACAACCUUACCUUCUGAACAACAAAAACCUCCUCACAAUGCCAACAGACCCAAACAGACAACACAGGAUUCCAAAGCUGAAGAUGGGAUGUUUUCCGUUGUCCGGAAACUUCUCCAAGACAGAGGAAUAUCAGAAGACCUUGCCUUGGUCAUCUUCAACUCCUGGAAGAAAUCUUCUCAAAGACAAUACUGGAGUUAUAUCAAACGAUGGCUGCGAUUUUGUGAUACUGGGAAAAUUGAUUCAUUUAAUCCCACUGUAA
This is a messenger RNA of Saccostrea echinata, 1260 nucleotides long. RefSeq lists its product as uncharacterized. The transcript has a single exon. The record is from RefSeq and is a predicted model, not a curated record. Lineage: Eukaryota; Metazoa; Mollusca; Bivalvia; Ostreida; Ostreidae. Bases 1 to 1260 code for a protein of 419 amino acids.